UAUUGUACAAUUGUUUGAAAACUCGUGCUGCUUUAAAAGUGAAAAAUGCCCAACGAGUUGCGGACAACUAGGCCAAGUCCUUAUUGGCGUCAUGCCAGUCCGUCGAGGAGAACAAUGGCGGGCAAGAUGGAUUUAUCACCGGAGCAGGCAAAUGAGCGCAUUGGAAACCAAUUGCUGCGCACCCUGGUCCACAGUCUUCCUUCAAAGAUAGAAACAACACGAUCCCGAUCCUCCUGCCCAUCAACACUUCGACAUCGCAGACAACCUAGUGGCUGCAGAUCCCUGGGAACUCCGGAAUCAGGGAUUAAAACCAAACGACCCAUUAGAUUGAAGGCGGGAAUGCCGGUUCAACAAGUCGAGAACAGCGAUCGAACUAGACAGUCCUAUUUGGACUCCAUCCAGCGAAUGAGUGACUCCCCAACAGCCAGAGCAAAAGCCAGAGAAGAGGAGUUCGAAAGGACACCGGAAAUGGUAAAUGAAGUAGACACCCCAAGAUCCAGAGAAAGCCUAAAUCUAGAAAGCGAAAACAACUCAUAUCCCGAAAGCAAAAACAACUCACGUCCGGGAAGCAAAAACAACUCAAAUCCAGGAAGCAAAAACACCUCAAAUCCCGAAAGCAAAAACAACUCAAAUCCCGAAAGCAAAAACAACUCAAAUCCUGGAAGCAAAAACAAUUCAAAUCCCGAAAGCAAAAACAAUUCAAAUCCAGGAAGCAAAAACAACUCAAAUCCAGAAAGCAAAAGCAAUUCACUUCGUGAAUCCCAGCAAAGUUUAACACAAGAAACUCCAAUAAAUUCAGUGGAGGGUAAUCAAAACAACUUGAAUCCAGAAACCAAUCAAAACUCAAAUCCAGAAACCAGAAACAAUUCACUUCGUGAAUCCCAGAAAAGUUCUGUACAAGAAACUCAAAGAAAUUCAGAGGAGAGUAAUCAUAUACAAACCCCAACAAAUUCCAUGGCAAGUAGUGUGUUUAAUAGCAAAGGAAAUGUUAAAAUCAUCGAGGAACCGAAGGAAUCAAAGCCAGUGGAACAGAAACCAUUGGAGGUUUCGAACUCCAAGAUUUAUCCAUGUUUUCGGGGAGAAUAUCCUACGCGACAUCGUCCUAGUUCGUUUCAAUGGUUCCAGGCAGGAGUUCCCAACUGCGGAAAUUUCGUUACCAUCUGCGAUCAGGAAGAACAAGUUAUGGGCGAGGCGGAAAUUAUUACCGCUUGCGAGGUCACAGAGGCUCACUUCCUGAGUAUCGAUUGUGGGGAUGAUAAUACGAACAAUGCAACACCAUCGCAGUCCAAAUGCAAGGGGUGCCAAUCGCAAUGGAACUGCCAGGGUCAGAAAGCAUUUGGAUGUCCUCAAAAGCCACAGAAUGGAGGGUGGCCUGGAUCGUGCUAUGGCCAGCAAAGGCCUUCUUGCUUUCAGCAACAACAACCUUGCCUUCAGCAACAACCAUCUUGCUUUCAGCAACAACAACCAUGUUUUAAGCAGCAACAACCUUGUAUGCAACAGCAAAAACCUUGUAUGCAACAGCAAAAACCUUGUAUGCAACAGCAACAACCUUGUAUGCAACAGCAACAACCGAAAUGCCGGCAAAAUCAGCCAUGCAACAAUAGGCCAAAAGGAUGUCUUAAAUGUCAAAAUCAGCCAAUGAACUCUUUUGCCUUCAAUCAACAACUGUCAAUGCAGCAACAAAUGAAUUCUCAUCAACCAACUCAGCAAAUGCAGCCGCAGAACAUGUAUUCCUUUCAGCAAAGAAACAUUACCGAACAGGAGCAACCAGCUAUGCAACAAAUGCAACUGCAGAUGCAACAACCACAACAAAUGCAACAGAUACGGAAUAUGUUUUGCUGUCAGCAACAAAACCCAAUUGAGCAGCAGCAAACAGAAAUGCAACAAAGGCAGUUUCAGAUGCAACAAUCGCCACAGAAUAUGUAUUCCUAUCAGCAAGAAAACCCAAUUGAGCAGGAGCAACGUGUAGUUCAGCAAAGGCAGUUGCGGUUGCAAGAAACGCCACAUGUGCAACAGCAACCCAUUCAGGAAAACAACUAUGGCCUCACUGAAAUGCUGGCCGAGGAGCUGAAGCAGCAAAUGCUGGCGGCGCAGGCUCAGAUUGCCCAGAUUCAACUGCAGUUGAAUAGUGCCUGUGGGGCAACCAGAGUGCGGCAGAUGCAUGUCAUCACUCAGAAUGCCGCCGAAGUCCCAGGUUGGGCGCCAGAAACUCAGUUCAUGGGAGCCUUAGGAGAAGAACCAAAUGAGGGCGAUCCUUACGCAGGAGCUUGCGAUGAGGAUGGCAAUAGUAUUCCGAAUUUCUCAAUACUGUCGGGGCAGCAACCUUUUCCAUGUCCAAGUUUGGGUUCGAACAAUUUGGGAAGGGAUAGAUCCCCACCCACAGACCCUCAAACACCCGAACAAGACAUGCAGCAUGGGCUGUAUCCUAUGGCCUUAGCGAUGAGCACUGAAACUCCCCACUUUGACCAACAGCCAGAGUCCUUAUUGCCCCAGCAAAUGAGUCCCAUUCAGGAGCAACAUCCGGAGUCAAAUUUGUCCCAGCAAAUGACUCCCGUUCAAGAGCAACAUCCGGAUUCAAUUUUGCACCAGCAAAUGAGUCCUGUUCCGCAGCAGUUCCCAAUGCCACCUUCUCAAUCACAGCAAAUUCAGCAAAUGCCUUUCAAUCACCAGCAACAGCCAAUGACUUCUUCCCAUCAAAUUCAGCAAAUGCCUUUCAAUCACCAGCAAAAGCCCAGGAAUUGCCAGCAAAAAUGCGGUAGAUGCCCACCUUGUCCGCCUCAAAAGCCAACACCUUGUCAGCAGAAAUCUCAGCGGUCAUGCUGCCAACAACAUCAGCAACCUGUGAGAUGCAAUCAAGCUUCUCCAUCCAAGUCGUGUACGAAUGCCAUAGCCUUCUUUCCAAGUUGUUGCUGCCAGCGAUAUGCUCAAAUGCGAUUCAUGAUGCCGCGAUGUUGGCCACGCUAAUAACUUACAACCUCCAAAGUUUGUAGAGUAACUCACCUUGAAUAGAGCAAAAUAAUGUCCUUCAAGGUGAGAUACUUUACGAAUAAAGGUUCUAAAAAGUGCUAAGUUGUGCAAUUCUUCCGUUUAAAAUUUAGGCGAGUCAAUGGAGUCUGAAAACUUGCUUUCAAUAAAGUUUAGAUUUAAAACCUUA
This is a messenger RNA of Drosophila ficusphila, 3154 nucleotides long. RefSeq names its product putative mediator of RNA polymerase II transcription subunit 26. The record is from RefSeq and is a predicted model, not a curated record. Bases 46 to 2964 code for a protein of 972 amino acids. NCBI's taxonomy places the organism in Eukaryota, Metazoa, Arthropoda, Insecta, Diptera, Drosophilidae. The transcript has a single exon.